Messenger RNA from Paramecium tetraurelia, 234 nucleotides. RefSeq lists its product as uncharacterized. Lineage: Eukaryota; Ciliophora; Oligohymenophorea; Peniculida; Parameciidae. The transcript has a single exon. The record is from RefSeq and is a predicted model, not a curated record.
AUGUAUCCCAAUAUUAGGUUCCAGCUAUUGCACACAAGUUUUUCUAUGGUGGUGAAGUAGUUGAAAUACUCACUGGGUGGAUGCAUUAUAAAUACUACUUAUGAACGGUUGCGUUAAGAAUGUGUCUGGUUUGAUUUGCUUUUGGGAGUCAACAAGCAUAAGUGGAAAAGAUAAGACAUGUUUGAAUGCACCAUCAACUACAAAUAAUAUAUCAUACUAAUAUAAUUCAAAUGA